AUGUUUUUCAAUCAAAUUCUAUCAGAAAUGGCAUUGAAAUAUUUCGGUGAAAAUAUAGAAGCAGAAACAUUUACAAAGCAUCCGAUUUUAUUUGGUGAUUUUCUAAGACCUGGUAUUCCACGAUCUGAACGAUUAUAUGAAGAAAUAAAUGAUAUGGAUAAACUGAAAUCAUUGUUAAUGGAUUACUUGGAUGAUUACAAUAUGACAAUGUCAAAGGAUGUGAAACUUGUCUUCUUUGUCGAUGCUAUUGAACAUGUUUGUCGUAUUGCUCGAAUAAUUAGACAAGAUAGAGGAAAUGCUUUAUUAGUUGGUGUCGGUGGUACUGGAAAACAAUCAUUAACUAGAUUAGCAGCACAUAUCAAUGAUUAUCAAUGUUAUCAAAUUGAAUUAUGUCGUGGUUAUGAUUAUGUAUCCUUUCAUGAAGAUCUAAAAAAACUUUAUCAUAUAGCUGGUAUAGAUAAUAAACCAACUGUAUUCUUAAUAACAGAUAAUCAAAUUAUUAUAGAAGAAUUCCUUGAAGAUAUUAAUAAUAUAUUAAAUUCUGGUGAAAUAACAAAUCUAUUUGAUAAUGAUGAAUAUGAACAUAUUAUUAAUGAUUGUCGUAUAGCAGCUAAAGAAUAUGGUAUCAUUGAAGGAAAUCGUAAUGGAAUUUAUGAAUUUUUUAUUAAUCGUAUUAAAAAUAAUUUACAUAUUGUAUUAUGUAUGUCACCAAUUGGUAUUAAUUUUCGUAUAAGAUGUAGAAUGUUUCCAUCAUUAAUUAAUUGUUGUAUUAUUGAUUGGUUUAUUGAAUGGCCUAAAGAAGCAUUAUAUAAUGUUGCUAUGUAUACAUUUUCACAAGAGGAUUUUGGUUCAAAUGAACUUAAAGAAUCUAUAUCAAAAUUAUCUACCGAUAUUCAUUUAAGUGUUUCAGAAGCAGCUGUACGUUUUUAUAAUGAAUUAAAACGUCAUUAUUAUACUACACCGACAAGUUAUUUAGAAUUGCUUGGAUUAUAUAUGACAAUGUUGAAUAAAAAAACAAAAGAAUUAACUGAUGGACGUGAUAAAUUUCGUAAUGGUUUAAAUAAAAUAUUAGAAACUAAUGAUUUAAUUGCUAAAAUGGAAACGGAACUAACAGCAUUACGUCCAACACUUGAAGCAAAACAACGUGAUACAGAAAAAUUGAUGAUAAAAUUAAGUGAAGAUCAAGAACAGGCUGAUAUUGUUCGUAGUCGAGUUAAAGAAGAUGAAAUGUUGGCUAAACAAAAAGCAGCUGAAAAUCAAAUUAUAGCUGAUGAUGCACAACGUGAUUUAGAUGAAGCAAUACCAGCAUUGGAAGCAGCUAAUAAAGCACUUGAUUCAUUAGAUAAAAAUGAUAUAUCUGAAAUUCGUGUAUUCACUAAACCACCACAAUUAGUACAAACUGUUAUGGAAGCUGUUUGUAUUAUGCUUGGACAAAAAGGUGAUUGGGCAACAGCUAAAAUUGUAUUAAAUGAUUCAAAUUUUUUAAGAAAAUUAGUUGAAUAUCCAAAAGAUGAUAUAACUGAUGGACAAUUGAAAAAAUUAAAAAAAUUUAUUGAUAAUCCUGAAUUUAUACCAGAAAUUGUUGAAAAAACAAGUAAAGCUUGUAAAUCAAUGUGUAUGUGGGUUAGAGCAUUGAAUUUAUACGCGCAUAUAUUUCGUACUGUGGAACCAAAAAGGAAACGAAAUAGAAUAUUGAAAUUAUUAUUUGAAUCUGAAGGUAAUAUAUUAGAUAAUGAAGAUUUAAUUAAUACAUUAAAUGAAUCUAAAAUAAAAUCAAGUGAAAUCACAAAACGUUUAACUGAAGCAACAUUAACAGAACAAAAAAUUACAAUAGCACGUUCAAAAUAUUUACCAAUUGCUACACGUGGUUCUGUUAUGUAUUUUGUAAUAACAUCUAUGGCUGAAAUUGAUUCAAUGUAUCAAUUUUCAUUGAAAUAUUUCAAAAAUUUAUUCAAUACAACGAUACAAAAUUGUCCAAAUGUCACUACAUUAGAUGAACGUAUACAAAUUUUAAUAGAUUCUAUUACUAUAGCAACAUAUAAUAAUAUUUCACGUGGUUUAUUUGAACGUGAUAAAUUAAUCUUUCAUUUAUGUAUACCUAAUAAUAAUAUCAUAAUUAAUACUAAACAACAAUUAGAACAACCAAUUCAUACAAAAAAUUGGUUAAAUAUAAAACAAUGGAAACGUAUUAUUGAUUUAUCACAAUAUUUUCCUGAACAAUUUCAUACAUUACCUAAUGAUAUUUGUAAUUAUUCAAUUAUUAUUGAUUUUAAUCCAAUAAUGAAACAGUUACCAAGGGAACAAGAAGAAAACAAAGAAGAAGAAUUAGGUAUUUAUAGAUUAACUCCUAAAGAUUAUAAAAAUACAUUACCACUUAGUAACUAUAAUGAAAAAUUAACAUCAUUUCAAAAAUUAUUACUGAUUUCAACAUUCUAUGAAGAUCAAACCAUUAAAGUAAUAAGAGAUUUUAUAUAUUAUAAUCUUGGUAAAGAAUUUAUUGAAACCCCAUCAUGUCAUUUAUCAAUAUUAUAUAAAGAAAUGGAUUCAAUGACACCAUUAAUAUUUAUAUUAUCAAAUGGUUCAGAUCCAAUGAAUCAAUUUCAAAAAUUUAUUAAAGAAUUUAAUUAUAUAGAACGUGUACAUAUUGUAUCAUUAGGACAAGGACAAGGUCCGAAAGCAGAGAAAUUAAUUCAUGAAGCAUGUAAAUUAGGUGAUUGGGUAUUUUUACAGAAUUGUCAUUUAGCUGCUUCAUGGAUGAUUCGAUUAGAAGAAAUAGUGAAACAACUUGCUGAAAAUCCUAAAUCAACACAUACAGAUUUUCGUUUAUAUUUAAGUUCAAUGCCAUCAAAAUCAUUUCCAAUAUCUGUAUUACAAAAUUCAGUAAAAGUAACUAAUGAACCACCAAAAGGAUUAAAAGCAAAUCUUAUUCGAGCAUUGAAUGAUAUAUCAAUGGAAUCAUUUAAUACACAUGUGUUAAGAAAUGAUUGGCGUAAAUUAGUAUUUGGCAUUUGUUUCUUUCAUUCAAUUAUAUUGGAAAGAAAAAAAUUUGGACCACUUGGAUGGAAUAUUAAUUAUGAUUUUAAUGAUUCGGAUCGUGAAUGUGCAUUAUUAAAUUUAGAAAUGUUCUGUCAUGAAUCUUAUAUACCAUGGGAUGCUUUAACGUAUAUUACAGCUGAAAUUACAUAUGGUGGACGUGUCACUGAUUUCUGGGAUCAAAGAUGUUUACGUACAAUACUUCAACGUUUCUUUCAUCCAUCUACAUUAAAAUCAGAUUAUGUUUAUUCAUCAUCUGAAUAUAUGGAAUAUGUAUCUAAUCUUCCAUUUAGUUCAGGACCUGAAUUAUUUGGUAUGAAUGAAAAUGCUAAUUUAGUAUAUCAGCUUCAAGAAACAAAUAAUCUAUUAUCUGUUAUUCUUAAUGUUCAACCACGUACAAAUACAAUGAGUACAGGGAAAACAAAUGAUGAUAUGGUUUAUGAACAAGCUGAUUCAAUAUUGAAAAAAUUACCAGAAAAAAUUAAUAUUGAAGAUGCACGUCCAGACUUAUUUGAUACGGAUAGUAAAGGUCGGAUAGAUUCAUUGACUACUGUACUUACUCAAGAAAUUGAUCGAUUUAAUAAAUUAUUAAAAAUUAUCAAGAAUUCUUUGAAACAACUUCAAAAAGCAAUUAAAGGUUUUAUUGUUAUGUCAGAAGAUUUGGAAGGUGUAUACACGGCAUUUUUACAAAAUUCUGUACCAGAAAUUUGGUCAUCUAAAUCAUAUCCAAGUUUAAAACCAUUAGGUAGUUGGAUAAAAGAUUUAGUACUACGUUGUGAUUUUAUUAACACAUGGAUGAUUAGAGGAAAACCUCUUUCAUUUUGGAUAUCUGGAUUCUUUUUUCCUCAAGGUUUUCUAACUGGAAUUUUACAAAAUUAUGCACGAAAAUACAACUAUCCAAUUGAUCAUUUAACAUUUCAUUUCAAUGUUUUACCAUAUUAUCGUAAUCAAGAAGAAAUUUCUAUAGCUAUAUCAAAACUUCGUUUAGGUGAAAUAUUAGAAGUUGAUAAAAUGAUAGAUAAACCAAAAGAUGGUGUACUUGUGCAUGGAUUAUUUAUGGAUGGUUUCAGAUGGGAUGAUAAAACAAUGCAAAUAACUGAUUCUAUAUUAGGUGAAAUGUUAUCUAUUAUGCCAAUAAUACAUAUGAAACCAGAAAUGGAUUAUAUACCAGAUUCAAAUGAUUAUAUUGCACCAUUAUAUAAAACUGCAGCCAGAGCUGGUGUAUUAUCAACAACAGGUAUGUCAACAAAUUUCAUAGUCGCUGUUCCAUUGAAAACAAAUAAGCCUCAAGCGUAUUGGAUUGAGAUGGGUGCAAGUUUACUAUGUGAAUGUGUAAAUCCCUAA
Schistosoma mattheei is the source of this 4377-nucleotide messenger RNA. The record is from the annotation of a GenBank genome assembly. Lineage: Eukaryota; Metazoa; Platyhelminthes; Trematoda; Strigeidida; Schistosomatidae.